AGGUGCAAUUUUGAAGUUUAAAAAGGAUGAAGCGCUGGUGAACAGAGCAAAGAGAAAACAUGUGUUUUAUUUUUAUUAAACCUGAUGGUUCGAGUGAUUUUGUGUUUUUAAGAUUUGUUUGAAGUGAUUUUUUCUCAUGGACUCUACUGGACUAUUCUUCAAAACUCGAUAUUAGAUGGAUAUUUUGGGAGUGAUACUAGCUGGUUGACAAAGCUUUUGAACCACAGGCUUUUUCAAAAAUAAAUCCAGAGGAACUGAGACUGAGGUAUUUUUUGACACACCGACGGAAAUCUUGUCUCUUGGAUAUUGGCUUAUUCAGAUUAAACUUUGUGACAAUGCCUGUGAUUGUACUAGAGGCCAGAGACUUUGCCAGUCCCCUUUUUUUGGUGCGGACAUGGGAGGUCUUAUCCAGUUGUGUUACCUUCAGUCUGGUGGCCUUGCCAGAGCCUUCGGAAAACAAAACCUUAUCUGAAACUCCUCAAAAAACUCAUCAACUUUUCAACAGUUUCAGGGACUUCUGCAUGUUUACCUGGUGCCUCUUCUUCACCCUUACCCUCCUUAUCCACAUUCUCUCCGUCAUCCAGUUUCAUAGCCUCAUCCCAGUAUCCUGGAAGAACCUGACAGUGACAGUGGCAGUCUUAGGUGCACUGAUGUGUCUCAGUGCCUCUGUGGUUUUCCCUUGGAUCAUCGUGGAGUAUCAAAGGGUGCGGCCGCACAAUGUGGCGGCUGCUGUGGCCUCCUGUCUCACCUUCCUUGCCUAUACCUCAGAAUCCUACAUCCUGCGCACCCAAGCCCAUGAGCAAAGAGGCUACAUGGGCAGCAUGCCUGGUCUGCUGAAGAUACUCCAAUUGUGGGGAGGCUGUCAGAUGAUACUGCUGGUUGUGGUCGACACUCUACUGCCAAGGGAAGAGCAAAGUGAAGAGCACAGUGAAGAGCACAGUUGGCAGCUGUGGGUGUCCAGUUUGUCAUACGGUGUCUGUGUCCUCAUGUCUCUAAUCAUACUGGUGGUAAUAUUAGGGGACUUUGCAGGGAGAUGUCUCCUACCUUUUGACAGAUUUUUGGCUGGCUUCAGUCUGAUUGGAGUGCUGCUGUACAUGAUGGCCACAGUGAUUUGUUUUACCAAAAUACUGCAGUUGAAAGACCCAAAAAACGGUUCCAGCAAAAAUACAGAGCUGGUUAUCACGAAAACAGUGGUUGCCAGUAUUACGCUGUUAGCUUAUACAGUGGACCUUGCCUUCUCCGUCAAACUACUGUGUGACAGGAAUCAUGCAUGAACUAACAAAUUAAGUUAAAUUUAUUGUAUGUGAAGUUCAUCAUGUACAGGAGGAAAGGAGGAAAUUAUGAUUUUGGCAAGUAUGUAAAAGUCAAACUGAAUGGAUGCUUUUAAUCAAUGCUGUGUAAUCAAACUCUCUCUGGAGACCUAUUUUUGGUAAUUUAAAAGAAUGCAAAUUGUUCAAAUAUUAAACUUAAUACAAAUUAAUUGUAUGAAACGGAUUACAAUGAUUGCACUGUAUUUUUCUGGUUAGUUCUACAAAUGGGAUUGGUUUUAUUGACAUGUGAGAAAGUAGGGUGACAUUUAUGGCGCGGUUCACUAUGACACACAUACUAUAUAACCACUAAACCGGUGCACUGACUUAUAAGGCUAAGGCAUCCUUUAUGGACAUAUAACACAGAUAUUGUAGUGUGUACUGUAGAGGUAGCCUUACAAAGCAAUCACCACUGAUAAAUCUUGAAAUAUAAACUGAUGACUGUGGACAAUUUGGAAUAUAGAGCCCACAAAAAAAUGAAGAAAAUUGAGGUGUAGAAUAACAAAAAGUUUUCCAUCUUGUCAUUGAAAAAUCAUUAAUGUUUCAAGUUUAUUGUCCUUUUUCAGAUUAUAAACUUUGCUUCCCUAAAGUUGAGCUCAUAGUCUGAUCAGCCUUGCAUUUUUUAGAAUAGUUACAUUUUAUUUACACUAGAUGGCAACACUCUCAUCAGCACGUACCUCUAUUUAAAUCACAGGACUGAACUGUAAAUGUAAAAUAUAAUCAGCGUUUUUCUACAGCAGAAAUGAAUUUGAUCUCAAGAAGCGUUUAUUGUAACGGUGUUUAAUUAGAUAGAUCACACCAGGCUUUAAUGUAAAUAGUUCAGUUGAAGCCGUUGUUUCUGUUAACACGUAAAAGAUAAGCAUUACAUUGAUUAUAGACAUUACACGUAAAAAGAAAACAUUACUUUAUAUCAGUUGUCUGUUUUGUAGGAUAAGCUAGUCAUUUAACGAGGGCUCGAAACUUACUUAAUUUGGGGUUCAUAUUAUCUAGUAAUAUUAACUUAUUAUUUUGUGUUGUUCUUGUUUCCUGCAUUGAUAAGACAGAAAAUAUUGUGCAACAUUAUAAUAACUUAUUUACAUUUUACAAUGUGUACUCUCACA
Messenger RNA from Thunnus maccoyii (southern bluefin tuna), 2407 nucleotides. Its product is annotated as myeloid-associated differentiation marker homolog. Gene Ontology annotation, cellular component: membrane. The coding region runs from base 336 to 1274 and encodes 312 amino acids. Lineage: Eukaryota; Metazoa; Chordata; Actinopteri; Scombriformes; Scombridae. The transcript has a single exon. The record is from RefSeq and is a predicted model, not a curated record.